Messenger RNA from Paraphaeosphaeria sporulosa, 5296 nucleotides. RefSeq lists its product as uncharacterized. The transcript has 2 exons. The record is from RefSeq and is a predicted model, not a curated record. The coding region runs from base 243 to 4877 and encodes 1544 amino acids. NCBI's taxonomy places the organism in Eukaryota, Fungi, Ascomycota, Dothideomycetes, Pleosporales, Didymosphaeriaceae.
CGCCGCUGCUCGUCGUCUCUCAAUUUCCUCGUGUCGGCGCACUAAUUUGUCGCCAUUGCUACCGUCUGUUUCUGCGCGAACCGCGCCGCUGUCCUUGUUUCGGUCGCCCUCGCUAGCCUCGCCCGGCGUUUCUCAUGGCUCCUUGCAUGACAUCACUGGCGUAGAUUGUCGCUCCCCAGAGCCACACUUGAUAUCCUCGCGGAAAGGGGAUGCAGUUGCGCCUCCUCUAACACCGCAUCAACAUGUUGGGCAGUAGCCGCCGCCGACGGGCCUCGAGCGCCUCCAACGCCUCGAGCAGGACCCCGAGCGCGUCCGCCUCCCUUGCUGCCACCAAGGCCUUCCUCCGCGACCGCGAGUCCAACGGCGCUCUAUCCUCGGCCGCUGCUGCCGCUGCGCUGCGCACCCAUACGCCGACGCCGACCCCCGUGGGCGACACGGUGACGAAGCGGAUGGUGCGGAAAGCCUCGGUCUCCUCGCACGGCAGCGGCAGCCAGCAGCACCCAGGCUUGCGCCGCCACUCCAGCUCAGGAUCCAUGACGGAGCGCUCCUUCCGCGACCAUUCCCCCACCAGGACCAGCCCCGUCGACCCCAAUGCGCCGCCAGUCCCGGCGGUCCCCAAGAACGUGCCCCAGACCAGCGUGGUCCAUCGACGAAACUCGAGUCUCGAACCGCCCGCGCGCGGAGGGUCGCCUGCUGGGAGAGGAGGAGGGCGUGGCGUGAGUUUGGAUCGGGGAACAUCCAGCGCCAGCAAUCGCGGAAGGGGGCAGUCGCGAGCUUCGGCUCUCACCAAAGUGGUAGAGGACGAGCAAGACGGCGCGCAAAGAUCAUCUAUCAACUUCUCGCGGCCCAUCUCUCCUCCAGCGACAUCCUACCCGACCCCACGACCGGUUGCCUCGGCGCGCGGUGCCCAGGGCGGCUGGUUUAGCGGGCCAGUCGUGGACACUGAACAAACCUUCAGAGGCGAAAAUCCGCGGCCAAAAACAGCUGACGGUUCCUCUGCAUAUGCCACCCGCCAAGCCGCUCAGAGUGUGCAAAAUGCCGCGGAUCGACCUGUUUCGACGCGGGCUGCGCACAUGACCAACGGCGUCGAAGGCUCACGCUUGGCUACGGGAAGCAUGCGAGCGAAACCGAGUGGAGCAGCGGUAGCGCCGCGUGUUGUUGAUCCCAAGUCGCCCUUUGCCGUGUACGACCCGUCGAGCAGGAAAUUCAUCCAUAAGCAGGAUGCUAUGAACCUACACCGGGCAAUGAGCGAUGCGGCAGAUCCAGCGCCGCCAUAUGAACCCCAGCAUGCGCCACAGCAGAUCCACCACGAGCCGCCGCAGUACAGCCAGCCGACCAAGCAAGCUCCACAGAUCAGGAACAUUGUUCAGCGGUCUCCAAGCGCAUCCCCGGUACGCGAUCCGGUUCGAGAUGCUCCACGGCCGGCAAAAUAUACAAGACAGGAGCCUGUUGCAGAGCCAGCUCCUAUGCCGAGUGCCUCACCCCAUGUGGCCGCAUCGUCUCAAUACGGGCCUGUUGCGUUCAUCACCAAAGACUUCACUGAGGCAGGAGACCCACUCCCCGCGGAUGCUAACACCAGCCGAAAACUGGAGUCGCCUGCUCCUGCGUCGAUCGAGGAGCCAGAAGAGACGGUCUCUCCCAAGUUGCCUUCGAACCAGGACAGUCCUUAUCCGCGCCUCGCACCACCGGGUACCCGCACUCCAUCUGGGCCGCCCAGCAUCGAAGGAAGCGAACGGUCGGCGAGGACGCAUUCCAUGAGCCCUCCGCGCAAUGCGCACUUUGCAGCGGUGGCUGCAGACUUGUCGAAUGGAAUCAAGCACCAACCUCCAGGCCGCUCAGUGUCUCCGGCCAAGUCCGCUCUGAAAGCCUCGCCAUCAGUUUCUGGUCGAAGCCGCUCACCCCUCGUCAACAAUGGCCGUCUUCUGAACCACGGAGCACAAAGCGAGGCAUCCGAUGCCCUAUCUGACGAUGGUGGAAAGAAGAAAAAGAAGGUCCGCAUCAGCUUCGAGGAGGAACCCAUAGUAGUUGGCACAUCGGCAUAUAGCGAUUCGCAGCCGCUGAUGGCGGAUGAUGACUCAGAGGAGGACCUAGACGACGUUUUGAAGCCUACUCCGGUUCUGCCAUCAUUUGGCAGUAUCCGGGACACGAAUCGCCGGUCGAGAGAUGAUCCUGAAAAGGUCACGGAGACUGUAUCUUCGUCCUUGUCCAAUUCGGCUACCCUCAUGGGAGACUCGACAGAGCUAUCGCGUGACCACAAGAUCGGUGCUGUACUUGCUCAAGACUUUGCUGCGAAAUCAGCGGAGCGGUCAUCGGGGAACGACCCUCUUCCGCCCGAGGUUACAUCUGUGGAGGGAAGCGGCUACUAUUCGGAAUCGAGCGAGAGCGAGGCUGACGUGCCUGUCGUUGACUAUCAGGAGACACACAAGGCAGAGUCGACACCGGCACCAGAGCCAAAGACCUUGACUAAUCCUUUAGAUACACGCUCAACACCCCUUGAAGUACCCAUUAUCGCGGUGCAACCUGCAAGCCCGCCUCUUCCUAGGGACCCUGAGACUGAACCGACAUUUGCACCCCAGCCUGUGCCCUUCCAGGAUGUUACCAAAGUACCGCGACCGUUCGUGCCUGGUGGAUGGGAUGACGACGAUAAUUCGGAGCCUGAACCCGAGGCCAAGGGGCCUGAGCCAACCGUCUCGGCACCCAGCCAACCCUCUAUUACGAUUCAGAUACCUCAGCGUCCUGUAGAUGAUGACUCUUCAGACGACAACAGCAGCGUGUAUAGUGACGCUUACGAAGACCUGGAUGAGGGCGAAGGCUUUGGCUCGAUCGAUGCUAUAAUGGAGAGCCCGGUGGUGGCUCCAACCUCCCGCUUCGCGUCGACGAAUUCGUCACCUACCGCGCGUAAGACGGGACUAGAAAGCUCAAAGUGGGCUCCUACCAAUUCUGAAGACAUACAGGAGGGCGUCAUUGAAGAACAGCGGAGGGCACAAGACGCUGACUGGGAGAAAUCUCAGCAGCAUUGGAGUGAUCUGCACAACUCGCGGAAGCAGCAGCCAAAAUCCGGACUGCUCAUUGACAACCUUGGCACCAAAGAAGAGUCCAGGGGCGUCACCCAAGCUGCAGUACCCAUCAAACAGAAAUCGGUCGAGCCGAAGCGCAGCGAUCAGCAGGCCGCUGAGCCAAUUCCCGCGAAACCAAAGGAGCGCAGAGUCAAGGUGCAGCCAGCCGUUGUUCCUGUUCAAGCAGCACCCACACAACCUGCGAAGGCGCCAGCACAACCUCGCAAGUCUGCUUUGAAGAAGUCAACACCUACCUCCCCGCCAGCUGAGAUUCCUCUUAAGAAGACGAUGCGUGGUACUGCACCUUCAUCCAAUGGCGCUGAGCCGCACAUGCGAACGACUAUGCGUGGCACUGGCGGUGGAUUUGCUGGCAGAGGUUCAUCGGUACCAGCUCCUCAACGACAGAGCAUGCCACCAAUGGACACUAGACCACCCCGAGGUGCACUGCAGAAGAAACAUCUCCCGACGGCAGCAGCCGGUGCAGCUGCCCGGCCUCGUCCACAGAGCGCCUCAGGACUCCCUACUAAACCCAAAUAUGUCGCUCCUCCGGCCCCAACGUAUGAUAGCGACUCGGAUGCCUCGGUCAGCAGCUUCCAGCGUGAGCGACAACGGAAUCGGGCAUCACGGAACAACAACAACAACAGUGGUCAAUACACUAUGCGCGCAUCCAUGCGCUCGGGUCCGACACCAACAAUGCGAGCUGCGCCGCCCGUACGAUCGAUUUCACCACCUCGCACUGCCGCAUCGCCUCCAUCGUCAACACUUAGGAAAUCUAUGCGACCAUCUUCUCCGACACCUGACUCGCCAAGUCCCGUAAAGUCCUCUCGUUUUAGCAUCAGGUCCCUGUCUCCCGCGGGUCGUUUCAGGCGUAGCAGUACCUACGAAGCCGCACCGCCUAUGCCACCUGCACCUGUACAACCUCCUCCAACGAAGGCAAAAAAGCCGAUGUUUGGCAAACCCGCUCCGUCGAAAGCCCCAGCGAAGAAGGCAGCAAAGCCGUUCAAAAGUCGCAUCAACGAUUCCAGUGACGAGGAGGAAGACUUGCCACGCCGUUUCCAGAGCAGAUUCGCAGAUUCAUCUGAAGAUGAGGACUUUGAACUGCCACCAGUCCGAGGCAUUCCAAAGCGCGCCGGCAAAGAUGACGGCGAUUCUACCGAUUUGGAGGAGGAGCUGAGCGACAAUGAGCCUUCGCCAGCGCCAGUAACGAAUGGCAACAGCAAGAUCGACAGCGUGGCCAGUAAUGGAUCGACCAAUACACAGGGUGCGACUCUUGCCGCUGGAUCUCUACGAAAGCCCGGCGCGCUCCCCUCAAUUGAUGCUGGACAGAAGAAGGCAAAGCGAGGCUUCUUCGGAUUCGGCAAGAAGAAGAACUCUCACAGCGCCGAAGCCGAUAUGCACGCCCAGAACGCCGCAGACCUGGACAUCCCCAUGCCUCCCACCCAGCAGAACCGCGACCGCAACCGCCCGCUCACUCCCAUCGGCGAGGACCGCGACACCGAUGCCGGCAACGCGACGACGCUACCUCCCAAGGCGGGCCGCCGCACACCACUCGAGCGCUCGACAUCCGACUCGUGGCCACUGCCGUCAUCCAUCCCCGCAUUCGCGGAGGAUCAGCGGCCCCAGAGCGCUGAUGGACCCCUGACGCGGCGCUUGUCGUCUGUCAGGCCGAUGCUGGUGAAGAGGAAUCCGUCCCAAAUGAGCCAGAUAAGUCAGGCGCGGACGGAGAUUGAUCCGAAGACGGGCAAGGAUGUGAGCUUUGGAAGGACGGGGAAGAAGAAGAAGUUCCAGGGGCUGAGGCGGGUGUUGGGGCUCAAUGAUUGAGUUGUGGGGAGUGGUGCUGACGCUUGAGUAGAAGCUUAGAAGCAAGGCCAGGAAGAGAGCGAGAAAGACAACGUGGACGUAGACGCAGACGCAGCGCGAGUUCGACGUCGGCGGUGGAGUCUGCCGACUCGUUUGUGCGCGCGAGCGUCAUCCUGCUGGGGUGCUACCGACCUAGUUCGCGGCAGGAAGAUGAGUGAUGUAGACGAGGACUUACAUACAGACAUACUGUCUACCAUUUCCUUGGCACUGUUUCGUCUUUUGUUUGGAUACCGAGGGCACAAAAAAGAUACCAAUUUGGCUGUUCGCGGACGCGUUUUCUCUUGUAUAUGCUAGAUGUUUGAUGUAUGUAUGAUUGGUUUGGAUAUGGGGAAGGAAGGGUGCAGGGGGGAUAGAUAAUUUCUAAUAUGUAUGAACCUUGC